AUGACCGCGUCGACGUUAACGUCACCAUCAACGCAAUCGGGCAAGCGGUUUCUUUCGGCACUGGAGCACGAGCAGCGCGACUACGCCACAGCGAUCUCCACUGCCCCUCCCUCGCCACCCUCACCAUCGCUGCUGCCGCCGUGCCGAUUGCCAUGCUACAGCGGUGCAUCUCAGCAGGUCUCGCCGGCUCCGCCUGCCGCGCCGAACACACCAAAGGCCGCGCCAUCCACUCCUCCAUCACUACCCCUGCCGCUGCUGCCCUGCGGCUCUACAUCUUCAUCGCCCGCGGUGCCGCAGCUCCGUGUGCAUGAGUUGGCAGCACCGUCAUUAUCUUUGCUCGGUCGCGAGGCAUCGCUGCUACCAAGCAGCUCACGCCGCGGGCUGUCCGUGCCGCUCUCGUCGCCGCGGCUCGAGCGCGCCGAUUCGCCGCUAUCGCCGCCGUUCGCCGACAGCUCUCCGGGGCCCGCAGUCGGCCUGAUGCCAGAUCGGGCGGGAGCUCUUGUUGCUGCUGCAGCUGUGGGAGGCGAACGCCAGGCGCUGUCGUCUCUGGCACCCCCGGCCCGCUCGGUUGGAGAGCUGACGCGCGUGCAGCGGCAGCAGCAGGCGUUGACACACCCCUCUAGCGCACUCGCUGCUUCAGAGGAGGCCGAGAGAGAAGAAUGCGAUGAGGCGCUCGAGUGCGAGAUGGCUGAGGAUCUGCGCAUGUCGACGGACAUUGCUUUCACGCCGUCCGGGACCGGCAGUUGCGCUCCGCCGCUCUUCUCGCAGUCGUCCAUGAUGCAAGAGGAAGAGAGCCAAGCGGAGGAGGAGAAGGGCGGCGGCGAGGCGGCGACCUGCAUCAUGAGAGGCAGCGCCGGGGCGGUGGGGCGAGCUGGCGACGAUAGUGAGCUGCGCUCUGGCCCAGGGAUGAGCGGGCAGGAGGGCAGCGCAGAACCAUUUUUCCGCUUCAAAGAUGGCGCAGGUGGCGCGCUCCUCUCUGGGUCAACGCCGCCUCCCUCCAUCGCGAUUCCAGCUGUGCUCAACCAACAUGCGUUUCUCAGCGGCGGCAGCCACGACGGUGGCACCGCUGCAACCGAUUCGAGUGCCGCGUCCCCAACGAGCUCGCCGUCAGUGUUGUCCAGUGCCUUCGCCGGCCCGCCGUCUGCACCGUCGACGUGGCUGAUCCGUGAGGCUACGCCGCCACAUCUUUCAUCGGUGCUCGCGCCUGGUACAGAGCUGUUGGCGCUCGGUGUUGUGACUGCUGCUGUCGCUGCGGAUGGAGGUGGAGGCCUGAGUGUUGGGAGGAUGGGCCCUGGACGCCAUCGCACCGUGUUUUCGUUUAGCUCGCUGGGUGUUGGCACCGCAACCCCUGCAGCGCUACCCGAUCCCUUCCCUGAACCGCAGCCACGUCUGUGGCAACCAUCAGUGGCGACGACAACAGACCAGUCAUGUGCUGGGAGCGCUCGAAAUGUAACUGCCCCUUUGGCUGAGCCUGCUACUCCAGUCAUCUCGGAGCUUUCAGAAGCCUGUGCUACAACGCAUCCACCUGGCCUGUGGCAGCCACCGUUGCCGGCCGAGCACGUGAGCCCUCCGCGUGAUUCUCUGCUGAUGCGGGCGGCCAGUGAAGGUGGAAUGGCCGAGGGUUGCGCUGCUCAGGGCGUUUUCCAAAUGGGCGUUGUGGCACCGACGUCAACGUCGCCGCCGGGGAGCGACACGCUUCCCUCGGCGACUGGCGUCUCCGCCAUAUCGGCUGCAAGGGCAGCGCCUCCGCUCUCUGACUUGUACGUCACCGCGCUGCCGUACCUUUCCACGGCUGCUGCCAGUGGCAGCGACGCAACUGCUGUGCCUGCACGCGCAGGCCGCACGUGCUUUACGCUGCACUCCACUGCACAAACGACAGGGACACUUUCUUCCUCUGCAGCUGCCCCAGCAACAGUGGAGCCGACGGCAGCGGGAGCGGCUGCGUCGACUGGCGCGGUGCCACCGGCACUCACAGAGGCGAGCUAUCUCUCAGGCAAGAACUGUUCCUUCAGGCGCGGUUUAGCCGAGCUGCAGCAGCUCCCGGCACACGGUGCUGUGUCACCGCAGAGAACAGAGGGACCGACCACCUGUUUGGAGGGUGUCGCUGGCGCAACACCAAGCGGUACAGGGAAAAUGCCCAGCAGUAUGGAGAGCCGCCAUACGAAUGGGUGUGCGCAGCAGGUCAUUGCCAACGCGCAGCAGGCGUUGCUGCGGCCAGUCGGCUCAACACCCGCGACGGUGGUCAUGCACCGCACACCGUCGACUUCCACAAGUGAGGAGCCAGCCUGGAAUCGACGAAGUCCACCGCUCCCGCAGCUGUGGUCGUUGCUCAACGACGGCCACCCGUCUGUCUCGCUCACCGUCGCUGCUGCAACGCCACGCGUGGGUUGCAUGGGCGCUGAAAAGCCGACUGUGGGGGCGCCUCAGCCCGCGCAGGCACCGGUGACCCAUGACGAGACAGCACCGCCCUACCCACGAGAGAGUCAGGAGAUGUUCUCCGAUGCACCUCUUUCGCCGCCGCAACCGCCGUCGCCUCCCCUCCCGCGACCCGCUGGCCCAGACGAUACUGCGGAGCUGUUCUACGAUCUGCCGCGUGAGGUCGGGCACUUCUACGCAACACGGCGCGGCGUCACGUCGCUGUACGACUGGCAGCACAACGUGCUCACUCGCCCCGAAGUUCGGCAGGGUGGCAACUUUGUCUACAGUCUCCCCACCAGCGGUGGCAAGACGCUGGUCGCCGAGCUGAGCCUCCUGCGGUGUGUGCUGAAUCGCCGCAAGUCGUGCUUCCUCGUCCUGCCCUUUGUCUCGCUUGCGGAGGAGAAGACGAUGGCGCUGCAGCCGCUGGCGACAGCCUACGACUUCAACGUGGACGGCCACUACGGCAGCUCCGGCCGCUUCCCGCUCUGCGGGGCGCCUGCAGCCUACGUCUGCACAAUUGAAAAGGCAAACGCGCUGCUGAAUCACAUGCUCGAGGAGGGCCGCACCGACGAGAUUGGGGCGGUGGUGGUGGACGAGCUGCACAUGGUCGGCGAGUCCGGGCGAGGGGCGACGCUGGAGCUGUUCCUUUCCAAGGUACUCGUGCUCAACGCUGCGCGGCAGCGGAAGCGUGACGCCGUGGUUGCACCGGGGACGCAGAGUCGCUGCAGUGCUAGCGGUUCGCGGCCAGGAUGGCCGGAGGAGUUGGAGGACGCAGCGGAGGACCGCCAUGAGGGGGCAGUCAUGACGGAUACAGGGAAGGCGGCUGCGGACCCCGGUCCUCUACAGAUCAUCGGCAUGAGCGCCACGGUCCCCAACCUCUGCACCCUUGCCGAGUGGCUGCGCGCCGCGUGCUUUGAGUACGACUUCCGGCCCGUGCCAUUGCGCGCCUACAGUGUCGUUGGUGGCCUCGUGCUACGCGAUGGCCAGCGCAACGAGCGCAACCUCAGCAGCGGCUCUGUCACGCAGCAUCUUCUGGAGCUCGCGACGGAGGUGCCGGAGGCGUCCGUACUCAUCUUCUGCGCCAGCCGCCAGCAGUGCGUCGACACGGCGAAGGGCAUCGUAAACUACCUCAGGGCUCAGGCCAUUGCCGGCCAAAAGGCGCUGCCCGCGUGGAUGUCGGGUAGCAGCGAUGCGGCGGCGGAGGCGCAGCACGUCUCGGUGCUUGGCGCACCGUUCCCGAGCUCAGCGAAAGGGCCGGCCACAGCGGCCGCGAUGACGGCGGUGCCGUCGCAGGGGUCGGCUGCCAUCAAAGGCCUCCUUGCGGACCUCGAGGCCCUCGCGCACCACGAAGCCUCCCAGCUCAGUGAGGUGGUUGGCUUUGGAGUGGCGUUUCACCACGGCGGCCUCCUUGCCGAGGAGCGAGACCUCAUCGAGACGGCGUUCCGCCGCAAGUACAUCCGCAUCCUGUGCUGCACCUCUACGCUGGCCGCUGGUGUGAACCUGCCGGCGCGGCGGGUAAUCAUCAAAACGCCGUACGUGGGCCGCGAAUUUCUCACGAAGUCGCGCUACCUGCAGAUGUGCGGUCGUGCCGGGAGAGCCGGGUUGGACCCGUACGGCGAGUCCUUCCUGCUGCUGAGCAGUCGUGAUCAGGCGCGCGGUCACGCCCUUAUGCACGCCCCUGUGGAACCGUGCCGCAGCCAGCUCCUCGAGGACGGCCAGACGCUCACGCGUUCGCUUUUGGAGUGCGUUGGGGUUGGGCUCGUGGCGGACUUUCGAAGCGCUUGCCGGUGGAGUGGCUCACUGCUGACCAGGUGGGCGGUGGGUCCUGUCGAUGCGUCGUGGCAGCCGUACAUCACUGCAGCUGCCGCCCCGGCUGCGUCUGCGAGCGCUGGAGUUGCGCCUACCGGAGCGGCAGCGAAGGACACGUGCGAAAGUGCCACCGACUUUGUCCUCGCCUCUGGAGUUGGCUAUGACGACGACGCCGCUACCGCACAGGACUCAGAGCGCAGCCGGUCUGCGCCUGGGCCUCCGGCCUCACCGCCCUCCCACCCAGCCUCGCCGGCGUCGCCGCUUCUGACGUGGGUGCCGCCGGCUGCCAUGAACGCGAUGGCGCGCACCUCGCUCGUUACACUAGCGCGCUGCGGCUUUAUCCACAUUGCCAGUACACGCGCAAGCAGCGGCGCCAUCGCCGUGAACAACACCGAUGAUGUCAGCACGGCCAUCAGCGCUGAUGGCCGUGCUGCUGCUGGGGCUACAGUCGGCAAGGAAAGCGGCACCGAAUCGAGCGCAGCUUCGGAGACGUUGCUGAGCAGCGUAUCGGACGACGCCCACGCCGACGCUUCAGCAGAGACGCACGAGGCCUGUCAUACGCAGGUGCUUGUGACAUCGUUUGGCAGCUCGUCCGUCCGCUCGUGCUUUAGUGUGGAGGAGGCGCUGCUGCUGCGCGCCGAGCUGGACGAGUUGCGCCACACCGGUCUCAUCCUGUCCGACGACCUGCACCUUUGCUACUUCCUCACGCCGCUUCGGGAGGUGGGAAAGUGCGACUGGGAGCUGCUGCGGCUCAUGAUGUCGCGCAUGAGCGACAGUCGCCAGCGCAUUGCGAGCCUGCUUGGGGUCGACACCUACUUUGUUGAUCAGCAGGCAAUGGGGCUCGGCGGUCCACUGGAGGCCACAGAGGAGGGCCGACGUCGCCUCUUCACGGCAAAGCGAUUCUACGUGGCACUUAUGCUGGCGGAUGUGCUGGCUGAGGUGCCGAUGACGACGGUGGAGGAGCGGUAUAACGUGAGCCGCGGGCAGCUGCAGAGCCUGAUGCGCUCCGCCUCGAUGUUCAGUUGCUCCAUCACGAACUUCUGCCAUGCGAUGGAGUGGUUCUCGCUGGAGGCGGUGCUCUCGUCCUUCGUGAAGCGACUCGGCUUCGGUGUUAAGCCGGACUUGCUGCCGCUGAUGGAGAUACGUGGCAUGCAGCCGCCGCGGGCGAGGGCGCUGUGGAACGCCGGCUUCAAGAAGCUCGCAGCGAUCGCGGUGGCCGACGCGGAUGAUAUGGUGUCGAAGGUGAAGUCGAUGAACCCAAAGGACAGCAAGGCGGCAAAGUUUUUUACGAAGCGCUCGGCCUUGAUGGCGAUCCGGGAGGCAAACCUCGCUCUACAGUCGAAGAUCAAGGAGAAGAAGGGCGAGCUGCAGGAACUGACGGCUCGUUGCGGCGGUGGUGGCGGCGUUCGCGGUGUGCACUGA
Messenger RNA from Leishmania mexicana MHOM/GT/2001/U1103, 5649 nucleotides. Its product is annotated as DNA polymerase theta (helicase domain only),putative. The record is from RefSeq and is a predicted model, not a curated record. NCBI's taxonomy places the organism in Eukaryota, Euglenozoa, Kinetoplastea, Trypanosomatida, Trypanosomatidae. Gene Ontology annotation, molecular function: ATP binding; nucleic acid binding. The transcript has a single exon. The coding region runs from base 1 to 5649 and encodes 1882 amino acids.